CAAAGCACGUGCUUUUCACCUUCCAAUUACUUUCUUACACCUCCCUCCAGACCUGCGCUCUGUUCAUUUUAAUGCCACUCUCCCAGUUUACUGGGAUUUGCAAACCAACCAAAAACUGGAAACAGAAAAACACAGUAACAUAGUAAUUUUGCUAAUUUUUUUCUCUAGUUUUUGGUUUUCUGAAAACUGUUUGCUACAAACUUUAUCUCAACUGUUGGUCCUCAAGACCAUUUCAGUUCUUGUUGCCCACUUUGGAGGGCCAUAAGCUCUGUUUCUGAGGUCAAAAUGCUCAAGCUUUUGAAGCAGAAGUUUAUCAUGCUUGGGAGUUAAGUAGUAUUGGAUAUUGAGAGUGCAGCAUGUGAAAAUUUGCUGGUGAUGUACUGAUAGUGACUUGUUUAUUGAGAUGACCACCUUAUCAUUAAUUUCUGGAAAUUGUGGAAGAAGAAACGGAGGCGAAGAUCAUGGAUCAGAAUUACUCCAUCGAUUUUCAGGAAAGGACCUUUUUGCUAGUGACUUACUUAGAAUUUCAUUUAGAAAGGGAGAUGGAAUCUGGUCCAAGGAUUUGGAAGGACAUAGGAUUAGAAACAGGAACAAGUUUCGUGUUACUGCGAAAAUUAAAAAGGGGAAGCAGUAUGAUUACCCAUGGCCUCAUGAUAUUGAUCCAAACAUCAGCAGUGGUCACUUGAGUUACCUGUCUCAUUUCAAGCCUCUGACUGAGAAGCCAAAGCAAGUUACCCUACCAUUUGAGAAACCACUUGUUGAUCUUGAGAAAAAGAUUACUGAGAUACGUAGAAUGGCUGAUGAAACUGGUCUGGAUUUCAGUGAUCAAAUUGCUGCAUUGGAGAACAAGUAUCAACAGGCCCUGAAAGAUUUAUACAAGCAUUUGACACCAAUCCAACGGCUAUCUAUCGCUCGACAUCCCAACAGACCAACAGUUCUUGAUCAUAUUUUGAAUAUUACAGAGAAGUGGGUGGAACUCCAUGGAGACCGUGCUGGCUAUGAUGAUCCAGCUAUUGUGACUGGUAUUGGGAGCAUGGAUGAAAAGUCCUACAUGUUCAUAGGUCAUCAGAAAGGUAGGAAUACGAAGGAAAACAUUGCUCGCAACUUUGCAAUGCCAACUCCACAUGGCUAUCGGAAGGCUCUGCGAAUGAUGAAAUAUGCCGAUCAUCAUGGAUUUCCCAUUAUUACAUUUGUUGACACUCCUGGGGCCUUUGCUGAUCUAAAAUCUGAGGAACUUGGUCAAGGGGAAGCAAUAGCACAUAAUUUGAGGACUAUGUUUGGUCUGAAAGUGCCCGUUGUAACAGUUGUAACCGGAGAAGGCGGUUCAGGUGGAGCUCUAGCCAUUGCUUGUUCCAAUAAACUGUUUAUGCUGGAGAACUCUGCUUUCUAUGUUGCAAGUCCUGAAGCAUGUGCUGCAAUAUUGUGGAAAUCUUCCCAAGCAGCUCCUAAGGCAGCUGAAAAACUAAGGAUAACAGCUCAAGAGCAUUACCGACUGAAGAUCGCUGAUGGGGUCAUUCCUGAGCCUCUUGGUGGUGCACAUGUUGAUCCUGCAUGGACUUCCCAACAAAUUAAGAUCACAAUUACACAGGCAAUAAAGGAAUUGGAAAACAUGAACACAGAAGAAUUGCUUCAGCAUAGGAGGCUUAAAUUCCGGUCAAUUGGAGGUUUUCAAGAGGGCAUUCCAGUGGAACCUAAACGGAAACGCAACAUGAAACCAUCUGAAGUUAACAUGCCAAAGGCUGCUGACAUAGAGUUGGAGAUUGAGAAUUUGAAAAAGAAGAUCCUGGAAGCAAAGGGACCAUCUGAUCCGAUUACAACCCAAGCAAUUGAGAAGCUCAAGAAAGAUGUAGACAAGGAGAUGACCAAUGCAUUUAUCUCAAUGGGAUUGCAAGAGAAACUCGAAUCAGUGAAGUUGGAAUUAUCAAAAGCCUCAAAAGACACAUCAAGUCAGCCCCUUAAUCGUAAUUUGAAGGAGAAAGUUGAUAAAAUAAUGCAGGAAUUUAACCAUAAUCUAUCGCAGCCAGGGGCGUACCUUGGCUUAAAGGAGAAGCUUGAAAAGCUAAACUUGGUUAGCAGGCUUAUCGAGAAAGAGGAAAGAAAACAGAAACUGAAAGCUGAGAUUAAUCAGAAAGUUCCAGCUGAGCUCAAAGAGAAGAUGGAACUUUUGAAGAACGCUGAAGAAAAGAUAUCCAAAGGGGAACCAGUGGAUAAGGAGUUGAUGGAAGAAGUAGAGGCAGUUAAGAAAGAGCUUUUGGAGGUCCUAAAGUCAGCUAACUUGGAGGUUGUUGGGGUGACCAAGAAAAAUGUGGUCACUGCACCUCCAGAGUUGAAGGAGAAAAUAGAAAAGGUGAACACAGAGAUUUAUGAGGAAAUUGAGAGAGUAAUAAAUGAAGCUGGUAUUAGUGGAAGAAUAGAGGAGUUGAAGGCUGGUAUAGCAAAAGGCUCAAGUUCAGAAGACAUAGAAAAAGCAGAAGCAAAAAUAAAGGAGGAGAUUCUUGCCACUUUGGAUGUAGAGGCACUAAAAGAAAAGGUUAAGAGUUUGACAGUGGAGUUGGACCUUCCUGAGGAAACUGUUGCAGAAGGUGAGAUUAGUGCUGAAAAUGGCAAAUUUCAGUGAGAGAGGGGGGCUUUGUAAAUUUGUUAUACAUUUUCAUGAUCUUCGAUUUAUGAUAUUAAUAUUUUGGUCAAAAGAAAA
Prunus persica (peach) is the source of this 2695-nucleotide messenger RNA. Its product is annotated as acetyl-coenzyme A carboxylase carboxyl transferase subunit alpha, chloroplastic. Gene Ontology annotation, cellular component: acetyl-CoA carboxylase complex. Gene Ontology annotation, biological process: fatty acid biosynthetic process. The coding region runs from base 404 to 2617 and encodes 737 amino acids. NCBI's taxonomy places the organism in Eukaryota, Viridiplantae, Streptophyta, Magnoliopsida, Rosales, Rosaceae. The transcript is spliced from 12 exons. Gene Ontology annotation, molecular function: carboxyl- or carbamoyltransferase activity; acetyl-CoA carboxylase activity. The record is from RefSeq and is a predicted model, not a curated record.